Asterias rubens (European starfish) is the source of this 1125-nucleotide messenger RNA. RefSeq names its product melatonin receptor type 1B-A-like. Gene Ontology annotation, cellular component: membrane. The record is from RefSeq and is a predicted model, not a curated record. Gene Ontology annotation, biological process: G protein-coupled receptor signaling pathway. Lineage: Eukaryota; Metazoa; Echinodermata; Asteroidea; Forcipulatida; Asteriidae. The transcript has a single exon. Bases 1 to 1125 code for a protein of 374 amino acids. Gene Ontology annotation, molecular function: G protein-coupled receptor activity.
AUGAACAACAAGGACGAAGACUCUCUGACCCAAUUCAAUGAUACCACGGGGGCACCUGUCAACACGUCACCUAUUUCCUACAAGAUUCGCAUCUUUAUAGCCUGCAUUGAAAUCUUGGUGGCCAUUGUGGGCCUCGUAGGUAACAGUCUCGUCAUCUGGUCCGUCAUUCUGUCCAAGAAACUCCGCACCGUGACCAACGCCUUCGUGGUCAACCUCAGCGUGGCUGAUUUCUGGACCAGUCUCUCCUACCCGUGGAAUUGCGUAGCUUUGCUGAGCCACGAAAGCUGGCCUUUGGAGUCAGAGGUUCUGUGUGUCAUCGCCGCCGUUCAGGUUUACACAGGUAUCGGUGCAAGUAUCUACUCGUUGGCCUCCAUAGCUUUGAAUCGCAUGGUCCUCAUCACUCAAACCAUGAACACCUACAGUUGGUGGUACACCCCGCGUAAAGUAGCCGUCAUGAUCGCAUUGACUUGGGUUAUCCCGUGUGUUGUGUUUUUCCUACCGCUGCUUCUUGGCAUAGGUGCGAUUGGGUAUGAUCCACAUGACCAUACGUGUACUGACAAAGAUGAUCAGCUUAGAGGCUCUGAAUACAACCUGGCACAAUCUUUGGGGUUUUUACCAAUCCCAAUGCUCAUCAUCAUCUGUUGCUACACGGCUAUCUACAUCCAUCUCAAACGACACUUCAGGAAACAGAAAAAGAGCAGAUCUGACAAUAAUAGUCAGCCAAUCUCCACAGCGGUUGGUUUGGAUGGUAAAACGUCCACCAAGUUCACUGUUGCCACUGUGGAGUCUUCAGUGACUAAUGCUGAGCAUGUCUCCAGGAAAGCCAGGCAGGCCAUCAGCCGUCAGCAACUAGUUAUCACCAAGAACCUCUUCCUUGUGUUUUGCAUCUUCACAUUGUUGUUGUCUCCUUACUUCAUCUCUCACUCUAUACCAUCUAGUCGUUGGUUUGUUCUGUACGCAGGUACCAUUGCUACUUUUAACAGCUGCGUAAACCCGAUCAUCUACGCCGUCAACCACCCACAGUUCCAAGUCGUACUGUGGAAGAUAAUUACGUGUCGUUACUCUGAAAUACAAGAACCUUCAGAUUUACUGAAAUUCUUGCUGUCAUUGCGUAAGAAUGAAUAA